This is a messenger RNA of Diceros bicornis minor, 591 nucleotides long. RefSeq names its product small ubiquitin-related modifier 2-like. The transcript is spliced from 2 exons. Gene Ontology annotation, molecular function: protein tag activity; ubiquitin-like protein ligase binding. Gene Ontology annotation, cellular component: nucleus. Lineage: Eukaryota; Metazoa; Chordata; Mammalia; Perissodactyla; Rhinocerotidae. The coding region runs from base 1 to 510 and encodes 169 amino acids. Gene Ontology annotation, biological process: protein sumoylation. The record is from RefSeq and is a predicted model, not a curated record.
AUGUGGGAGAUUUCGGCUCUGGAAUUAGGGGUGGAGAGUUCUAUGGGGUCGAGAGAUUCUGCGUGCCAAAGGAGGGAGCACCUGAGCUUGCCCAGAUAUGGGGCACAAGAGAAAGAAGGAGGAGUGAGCCUUAAAAGCCAUGUGCAGCUUCGUCUGCUGCUCCUAGUGCUGUUUGUGUGCGGACCUGGUGAAGCAGCAGCUGAGGAGACGCAGGAGCUCUCCACGGCUGAGGAAGAGCCUGAGGAAGGAGUCAAGACUGAGAACAAUGAUCCUAUUAAUUUGAAGGUGGCAGAGCAGGGUGGUCCUGUGAGGCAGUUUAAGAUUAAGAGGCAUACACCACUUCAUAAACUAAUGAAAGCCUGUUGUGAAUGGCAGGGUUUGUCAACGAGGCAGAUCAGAUUCCAAUUUGAUGGGGAGCCAAUCAAUGAAACAAGCACACCUGCUCAGUUGGAAAUGGAGGCUGAAGAUACAAUUGAUGUGUUCCAGCAGCAGACAAGAGGUGUCUACUAAAAAAGGAACCUGCUGUGGCUUAGCGGGUAAGUGCGCGCGCUCUGCUGCUGGCAGCCGGGGUUCGGAUCCCCGGCGCGCACC